AUGCACUUCCAGACCUUCCUCAGCGGCUUGGCUAUCCUUCCAGUGGCUCUGGCUUCCUGGCCUUUCCGCGACCACAUUGAAGCGAUAUCAGCAAUCGGUUACGGCAAUGAGCAGCCCAAUGUGAAAGUCGAGACGCUCUUUCAGUUUCCCAACAAUGGCUCAUGGAUCGGCAACAUGGUCCUUCGACCAGACGGCAACCUCCUUGUGACGCGUAUGGACACCCCUGAAGUUUGGCUUGUCGACACCACGAGCGGAAAGGCGAGCCUCGCCUACUCGUUCCCCAGCGUCACCAGCACCUUCGGAAUCAGUGAAAUCGAAGACGAUGUCUUCGCAGUUGUUGUGGGGAAUUUCUCCAUCAAAACUUAUCAGCCAGGUGCAGGCUCGUUCUCAGUCCAGAAAUUGGACUUCACCAAGAUCGGUGCUGGGGGGAACAAGCGCGCUCUGGAACAGCCAACGGCCUCGGAGAUCAUCGCAAUCCCAGAGGCUCAAGCCUUGAAUGGCAUGGCUACUUUCUCAAGGGGCUCAAACUUGGUUCUCAUUGCCGAUAGUCCAAAGGGAGUAGUUUGGAAGGUCGAUACCAAGACAGGAGACUAUUCUGUCGCACUGAAUGAUACUACAAUGGCUCCGGCGAAGGGCCAGGCCCUUCCCCUGGGAGUCAAUGCCGUGACAAUACUGGGUGAUUAUGUCUAUUAUACCAGCACGACACGAAUGCUGUAUUGCAGGGUCAAGGUGGACAAGGAUGCCAAAGCAAUCGGAGAUUUCGAGGUGAUCGCUAGUGGAUUCCUGCCGGAUAACGUUGAGAUGACCAAGGAUGGCACUGCGUACAUUCCGACAGAUCCCCAGAACUCUGUUGUGCGCAUCACGCCUUCGGGGCAGAUCUCCCUCGUUGCGGGUGGCCAAGUAUCCACGGAAAUGCCAGGCCCAAGUUCGGUCCGGUUGAGCGAAGACCGAAAGAUACUUUACGUCGGCACCACGGGGGUCAAAUUGCGCCUGUUUUGGGCCAAUUCAUCGAGCCUGCUAAGGUUCUCAAGAUAA
This is a messenger RNA of Penicillium robsamsonii, 1035 nucleotides long. RefSeq lists its product as uncharacterized. The transcript has a single exon. The record is from RefSeq and is a predicted model, not a curated record. Bases 1 to 1035 code for a protein of 344 amino acids. NCBI's taxonomy places the organism in Eukaryota, Fungi, Ascomycota, Eurotiomycetes, Eurotiales, Aspergillaceae.